UUCAAAUAUCCCCGACUGGAAACAAAAGUCGAGCGCGUCACUAGUGAAUGGCAAGGUUCCUUCUCCUUAAAAAAACGUAUCUGGCAAUCUUGACAGUUGAAUUAUAAAGUAAACACCAUGACCACGUCAAAUUAUACCCUGAAGGUCAAUCGGGAGCUGUUGGAUCCCAACUUCGAGAGUUACCGGCUAUCCCUGGACCCAAUACCGACGUACAACGUUGAGUUGGACGCUGCCGUCGAGGAGGUGACAUUGAAGGAUUGCCAGUACACUCUAGAACACAUGCGUGCCUUCGGCAUGUACAAUUACCUCCAUUUGGACCCCUGGUACCAAGACAGCGUGUUGUUUGUGGACUGCAAAGGGCGAGUGCUCAGUCUCACCGUCACGCUGGACACUGUGCUGGGCAAGCCGAGGGAGGUGUUCCGCCUCGCUACCGAACCAGAGCGUCGCCAAAACCGCGUGUGCCCCUCCCUCAGCCUCACCUCGGCCACCUGGGCCGCCCUCUCUGACGGCGCUGGGCGACUCUAUUUGCUCCGUACCUGCAAGCGAGGAGACACCGCCCACGGAAAGUGGGAGCCCCUGUUCAGCGAGGACCUGGGAGAGCCGUUUAUUGUCCUCCACAGCGUGGCCCACGUCCAGGGGGGCGCCCACACGCUGGAAGUCCUGCUGCUCCGUGUCGUUAAGGACCCUCAAGAAACGACGGGAAGCGGAUACUCGGUGAUACUCGAGUGGAUCUCGGUCGCCAACGCGGCGACGCAAGGCGUGGAGAAGAAAUACGAAGUGACGAAGCGGCGGCUCCUCCGGGGGAAAUCGGUGCCUCAUUACGCCGCCAUGACGCCGCAGGGCGACGGCCUGAUGGUGGCGUCGGAGAGGCCCUUCGCAUUCACGCACGUGGACGGCCAGCCCCUCAAACAGCCGCAGCCGGCGGCCAAUGAGCAAGACAUGGAGGUGGAGAAGCCAGAUCCCGUCUACUUCUGGCAGCAGACGUCGGACGACAUCACGGCCAGCGUGCGCCUGCCUGAAGGCGUGAGCAAGGACGCCGUCCUCUUCCGGCUGACGGCGGACACCCUCAGCGUCGGCGUGCAGGGCUCGCCGCCCCUCCUGGAGGGCCAGCUGUACGCCUCCGUCGACCCCGAGGCCUCCGCCUGGACCCUCAGAGACGGCAAAAGCUUGGAGGUCAAUCUGCAGAAGCGCACCCAAGGUCCCAUGUGGCCCGAGUUAGUGACGGGCGACCGUCGGGGCGAGCACGUGAUGAGCGACGAGCAGGCCGCCCUCAUCCACGAGAGGCUCACGCAUCUGACCUCCCAAGACGUGCACGCCGGUCCCGACCCGGACAAGCCGGCUUGCAACUCCCAGGAACUGGAGGACUGCGACGGCUUCCCCGAGGACACCUCCAGCCUCAUGCACUUUGACGGAGAGUCGCUCAAGACCACUCAGGUGGUGAACCUCAGCAGCCAUCAGUACCUGUUCACCGUAAGCGUGGACCCGACCCAGAUGCCGUGCCUAUGCCUGCGCCACGACGUGGACGCCCUGCUGUGGCAGCCGCGGCCCGACCAGCCCGCUGACAUGUGGGAGCACGUGGCCACCUUCAACGCCCUGGGCUACGUGCAGGCGUCCAAGCAGGACAGAAAGUUCUCCACGUGCGCCCCCAACUUCUCGUACGCCUCGCUGUGCGAGUGCCUACGCCGCGCCUUCAUCUACCGUCAGCCGUCCCCGGUGGACGGCGUCCUUUUCAACCGCAAGCAAGGCCGGCAGGUAGGGCAGGUUGCCAAGCAACAGGUGGCCAGCCUGGACACGGACCGAGUCGUGCUGGGCUUCAGGGCCACCGACGAGAGGCUCUUUGCCCUCACCGCUGACAAUCUCUUUGUGCUGAAGGUUAAUAAUUAUUAAAAUAAAAUGAAUAUGGAUCGCCUUGGACGGAAAGUGUCGUCCGGGGGCUGGACAACUUUUGUACUCAAAGACCCAAUCAAUUAAGCAAUGUAAAAGAAUAAAUAAAUAAAAAGAAUUUGUUCAAAUUUCA
Molecule: messenger RNA, 2017 nt
Organism: Syngnathus acus (greater pipefish)
Lineage: Eukaryota; Metazoa; Chordata; Actinopteri; Syngnathiformes; Syngnathidae
Gene: nudcd1
Product: NudC domain containing 1
Exons: 10
Coding region: 118-1887 (589 amino acids)
Source: RefSeq, a predicted model, not a curated record